AUGCAAGUGGAUACAGUAACAAGGAAGCCUCGUAUAUUACUAGCUGCGAGUGGAAGUGUGGCUGCAAUCAAGUUCAGUAAUCUCUGCCAUUGUUUCUCAGAAUGGGCAGAAGUGAAAGCUGUAGCUUCAAAAUCAUCACUGAGUUUCUUGGAUAAGCCUUCUCUUCCUCAAGAAGUGACUCUCUAUACAGACGAAGAUGAGUGGUGUAGCUGGAAGAAGAUUGGUGAUCCGGUGCUUCACAUCGAGCUCAGACGCUGGGCUGAUGUUAUGAUCAUUGCUCCUUUGUCUGCAAACACAUUGGGCAAGUCUAGAGUAUCUGAAGAUAUUGAGCUCUUUGGCUCCAUAUUCUUUGCAUUUUUCAAGAUCCUAAGGAUUGCUGGUGGGUUGUGUGAUAAUCUAUUGACAUGUAUUGUAAGAGCGUGGGACUAUAACAAACCGUUGUUUGUUGCACCGUCGAUGAACACUCUGAUGUGGAACAACCCAUUCACAGAACGGCACCUUGUGUUGCUCGAUGAACUUGGAAUCACUCUCAUUCCUCCCAUCACGAAGAAACUGGCUUGUGGUGAUUACGGUAACGGCGCAAUGGCUGAGCCUUCUCUCAUCUAUUCCACCGUUAGGCUCUUCUGGGAGUCACGUGCUGCUCAUCGACAAAGCCAUGGAACAAAUUGA
Thlaspi arvense is the source of this 669-nucleotide messenger RNA. Lineage: Eukaryota; Viridiplantae; Streptophyta; Magnoliopsida; Brassicales; Brassicaceae. The record is from the annotation of a GenBank genome assembly.